Molecule: messenger RNA, 396 nt
Organism: Melanaphis sacchari
Lineage: Eukaryota; Metazoa; Arthropoda; Insecta; Hemiptera; Aphididae
Product: nuclear RNA export factor 1-like
Exons: 2
Coding region: 64-324 (86 amino acids)
Biological process (GO): poly(A)+ mRNA export from nucleus
Cellular component (GO): nucleus
Molecular function (GO): RNA binding; protein binding
Source: RefSeq, a predicted model, not a curated record
UCACCUUCUGCUACUCUAAGUUUCCAACUAGACUCACAACAGUAGUCAAUUGCUACUUUUCCUAUGUUUAACACAAUAUCACCGUCAACUCCUGCCUCCUUGACUGUAAAUCAAUUAUCUACUGGAAUGCCUAUAAAUGUGAUCAGCGAUGUUAAUGUAAAUCCUGAAAAUAUAUCCAUGGUUAAGAGUUUUUCAAAUGAGUCUGGAAUGAAUAAUCAGUGGGCUAAAAAGUGUUUAGACGAAAACGGAUGGGAUUAUGCUAAAGCUGCUGCAUGCUUUUCAGAUCUUAAAGCUAAUAUUCCACCUGUAGCUUUCAUACAUUAAUGAGCAUAAUUUAAUAUAAAUGAGUCUUAUACAAAGCAAUGAGUGUAUUUAUUUUCAUGAUGUGACAUUUUU